Yamadazyma jaroonii is the source of this 2457-nucleotide messenger RNA. The record is from the annotation of a GenBank genome assembly. NCBI's taxonomy places the organism in Eukaryota, Fungi, Ascomycota, Pichiomycetes, Serinales, Debaryomycetaceae.
AUGUUACACAAAAUCAUUCAAAAUUACACAAAAUCGAAAUCUAAACAACGCGAAAUUCUUCCUUUACUUAAAUCCAUGGCUCCAUUUGCAAGAAAGUUAUUGACGGGUUAUACCACUCCUUUAGGUUCAGGUGCUGGAGUUCCCAAAAACCAGCGACCUGCUCCCAUUGUAGAUGAUGAUUUGAGACUUAAAAAGAGUUUUAAGAUUCCCUUCAAAGCUAGAAAUGGUGAUAAAUUACUAAGAACUGUUAGAACUAAAGCGGUUAGUUAUCUAGAUGGCCAGGAAAAUGUCCCUGAUGAAGGUAUAAAGAAAAGAGGUGCCUUAAAUCCUAGGCGUCUAGAAGGUGGUGAUCCUGCUAAACAGUUUGUCAUACCGUUGAAGAAUAAAUCCUUGAAUAACUUACCUCCCCCACCUUUAGGUACUAAACCUAAGAUAGUCGUACCUCCAAGACCUUUACAUGACCCUAUGAGUGAAUUUGCUAUUGUCUUAUACGACCCUACCGUAGAUGUGAUACCUGGAGAAGAAGAAGAACCAGAAAUCAAAGAAGACAAAGAGAUUAGUCCUGAGGUUGAAGAACCUCUGAGGAAGAGAAGAGUGCACAAAUCUUUAGCAGAAAUCUUGGGCAUACAACAAUAUGAUACCGAUAAGAAAUAUCCCAAUGUUCCUGUGGUGAUAGACCCUAAACUUCUGAAGAUUUUAAGACCACAUCAAAUCGAAGGUGUGAAAUUCUUGUAUAGAUGUACUUCAGGAAUGAUUGAUCCUAAAGCCAAAGGAUGUAUUAUGGCUGAUGAAAUGGGGUUAGGUAAAACCUUACAAUGUCUUACAUUGAUGUGGACUUUAUUGAAACAAGGUCCCAAAGGGAAGAAAACCAUUAGUAAGUGUAUUAUUGUUUGUCCAUCGUCAUUAGUAAGGAAUUGGGCUAAUGAGAUCGUUAAGUGGUUGGGAGAAGGUGUUUUAACUCCUUUGGCCAUUGAUGGGAAAUCAGUUAAAAACAAUGAAAUAGGUGAAAAGUUAACUCAAUGGUCAGUAGCCAAUGGUAGAAAUAUCGUCAGACCAGUAUUAAUUAUAAGUUACGAAACUUUGAGAAGACAUAUAGAUAGACUUAGAGGUACUGAAGUGGGAUUAAUGUUGGCAGAUGAAGGUCAUAGAUUAAAGAAUGGUGACUCGUUAACUUUCACAUCAUUGAAUGAAUUGAAAUGUGAAAGAAGAAUUAUUUUGUCCGGUACACCUAUACAAAACGAUUUAUCAGAAUACUUUUCAUUACUAAACUUUGCCAACCCAGGUUAUUUGGGGAACAGAAACGAGUUUAAGAAGAAUUUCGAGAAUGAUAUUUUAAGAGGAAGAGAUGCUGAUGCAACUGAUGAAGAAAGAAAGAAAGGUGAUCUCAAGUUAACAGCAUUAUCAGAACUUGUAUCCAAAUUCAUUAUCCGUAGAACCAAUGAUAUCUUAUCUAAAUAUUUACCCAUCAAGUACGAACAUGUCAUUUUCGUCAACUUAUCACCAUUACAAACCAAAUUGUACAAUCAUUUCAUAACGUCACCAGAAAUCAGGAAAUUAUUGAAAGGUAUAGGAUCUCAACCUUUGAAAGCUAUUGGGAUGUUGAAAAAACUUUGUAAUCAUCCUAACUUACUUAAUUUACCCGAGGAUUUAGAAGGUUGUGAUCAUUUAUUGCCAGAUGAUUAUGAAGGACAAGGAAGAAAUAGAGAAAUUCAAACCUGGUUAAGUGGGAAAUUUUCCAUGUUGGAGAGAUUCUUGUAUAAGUUACAUCAUGAAACAAAUGAUAAGAUAGUGUUGAUUUCUAAUUAUACUCAAACCUUGGAUUUGAUAGAAAAGAUGUGUCGUACCAAGAAAUAUGGUUGUCUUCGUUUAGAUGGUACCUUGAAUAUCAACAAAAGGCAAAAAUUGGUGGACAAAUUCAAUGAUCCUGAUGGAUCAGAAUUUAUUUUCUUAUUAUCAUCUAAAGCUGGUGGUUGCGGGAUUAAUUUAAUCGGAGCUAAUAGAUUGAUUUUAAUUGAUCCUGAUUGGAACCCUGCCAGUGAUCAACAAGCUUUGGCUAGAGUCUGGAGAGAUGGUCAAAAGAAGAAUUGUUUUAUUUAUAGAUUCAUAUCCACUGGAUCAAUCGAAGAGAAGAUUUUCCAAAGACAAUCAAUGAAGUUGUCUUUGAGUUCAUGUGUGGUGGAUGAAAUGGAAGAUGUGGAAAGAUUAUUCAGUUCGGAUAAUUUGAAACAAUUAUUUAUGUUCCAACCUAAUACCUUAUGUGAUACUCAUGAUACUUAUAAUUGUAAAAGAUGUAAUGGAGGUGAUCAGUUCAAGAAACCUCCAGCUAUGUUAUACGGAGACCCCACUACAUGGAAUCAUUUGAACAAAGAGAAAUUAAAGGAUAACAAUGAUAUAUUAUUGAAAAAUGAAGCCAACUUUGAUGAUAUAAGUUAUAUGUUUCAAUAUAUCAGUCAUUAG